Molecule: messenger RNA, 6183 nt
Organism: Lutra lutra (Eurasian river otter)
Lineage: Eukaryota; Metazoa; Chordata; Mammalia; Carnivora; Mustelidae
Gene: CBX6
Product: chromobox 6
Exons: 5
Coding region: 105-1355 (416 amino acids)
Source: RefSeq, a predicted model, not a curated record
CGCGCCCGCCCGCCGGGGCCUGUGCGCUGCGGCGCGUGCGCGAGCGGUGCAGCACCGGCCGCGGGAGCUGGGAGUAUUAUGGGCUGUGGGUGCCGCUGAGCAAGAUGGAGCUGUCUGCAGUGGGCGAGCGGGUCUUCGCGGCCGAAUCCAUCAUCAAACGGCGGAUCCGAAAGGGACGCAUCGAGUACCUGGUGAAAUGGAAGGGGUGGGCCAUCAAGUACAGCACUUGGGAGCCUGAGGAGAACAUCCUGGACUCGCGGCUCAUUGCAGCCUUCGAGCAGAAGGAGAGGGAGCGUGAGCUGUAUGGGCCCAAGAAGAGGGGACCCAAACCCAAAACUUUCCUCCUGAAGGCGCGGGCCCAGGCCGAGGCCCUCCGCAUCAGCGAUGUGCACUUCUCUGUCAAGCCGGGCGUCAGCGCCUCCUCGCCCAAGCUGCACUCCAGCGCGGCUGUGCACCGGCUCAAGAAGGACAUCCGCCGCUGCCACCGCAUGUCCCGCCGCCCCCUGCCCCGCCCUGACCCCCAGGGCAGCAGCCCCGGCCUGCGCCCCCCUAUCUCGCCUUUUUCCGAGACGGUGCGCAUCAUCAACCGCAAGGUGAAGCCUCGGGAGCCCAAGCGUAACCGCAUCAUCCUCAAUCUGAAAGUCAUCGACAAGGGCACGGGCGGCGGCGGGGGCCCUGGGCAGGGGGCCGGAGCACUCGCUCGCCCCAAGGUCCCCUCGAGGAACCGGGUCAUCGGCAAGAGCAAGAAGUUCAGCGAGAGCAUCCUACGCACCCAGAUCCGCCACAUGAAGUUCGGCCCCUUCGCGCUGUACAAUAAGCCCCCGCCCGGCCCUCCGCCUCCCCCGCCGGCGGGGAAGGCUGACCCUGCGGCCCCUCCCAGCCCAGGGCUGCUCCUGGCUGCCCCUGCGGCCCCCUUUGAUGCCCGCAGCUCCAGCUCCUCCAGCUGCCCCUCGCCAGCACCGCAGUCCUCAUCGGACCCCCACGAUGUGCCCCCCAAGCUGCUCCCUGAGACCGUGAGCCCCACUGCUCCCGACUGGCGGGAGCCGGAAGUGCUUGACCUGUCCAUCCCUUCUGAGGCCGUGGCCACCAGCAAGCGGGUGCUUCCCGACAUCUCUGCUGCCACCAGCCCAGCGCUGCCCGCGGCCCCGGAGCCUGCCAGUGCUGCCUCCGAGCCUGAAGCUGGGGACUGGCGCCCUGAGAUGUCACCCUGCUCCAAUGUGGUUGUCACCGAUGUCACCAGCAACCUUCUGACAGUCACUAUCAAGGAAUUCUGCAACCCCGAGGAUUUCGAGAAGGUGGCUACUGGAGUAGCAGGUGCCACUGGGGGUGGUGGCAGCGGUGGGGUGAGCAAGUGAGGGGGGCUCCACCAAGGAGGGGGGCUUGGGGGGGCCCUCCUGCCCAAAGUCAUCCUCUUGCUCCCGCCCCCAUCCCCACCCUCAGACACCUCUGCCUGUGCUUUGCUUGUUUCAAAUGGCUCAGUGUGGCCCCUCCAGGAUGGGGCUGGGCAGUUGGAGCACCCCCCCUCCCUCGAGCCCAGUGGGAGCAGCAGUCCUGGAACGGGUUAGGGCUGGGGUGGGGUGAGGGCACUUGGAAGUCCUUCUUGGCCCUUGGCACCCUCCCUGCCCAUGCAUGGUGGGGCCUGCUGGGUGGCUCCCAGGGAGCCCCCUAACCUGGGGUUCAGCUGCCUGCUCCGCAUCCUGCUCUGUCUCCCCAGCUUGCUUUCAGCUCUCAUGCACAGCAUCUGAAUUUCUCGGUGCUAACCCGGCAGCUGUGGGGCCCCUAGGAGACCCUCCUCCCAGUGGGGGCGCUGACCCUUUCCUUCCCCUCCAGACCUGGGCAGGAGGGCCAGGGUUGGCAAAGCCCAGUCAGAGGUCAGUGAGGGUGGCAGGAGCAGGGCCAGAGGCCUGGGUUUUCCUGCCCACUGCUGGACCUGACCUGGACCUGACCUGAGCAGGUCCCCUUAGGCUCCACCCGGCCUGGCUCCUUCCUCCUCCCCAUCUCAGAGGUGGGAGGGGUCGGCGGGGACCUCACCCUGCCUUGGCCUCCCAGUAGCUAAAGGGCCCUUCAGUUCUCAACCAAAGGUGCUACAAGAAUCUGCCGUGGAAACUUCCAGCUGGCGGGCGUCCCUGCCGCCCCACGGCGUGUUUGCGCGCGUACCUGGACAUGUGCUGGGCCCAAGGCUUUCCAGGCGGCUCCCUUGAGGGUUGCUCAGAAUGUGAUUGUUGAAGGCCCGACCUUUCCUUGCCCAGACCUGGUGCAGGUCCAAGGAGUUUGCUAUGGAGCCCCCAGGCCGAUUCCCCCCCAGCCCAAAUGUGCUGGGGUGCGCACCCCCACACCCUCCUCUUCUAGGGGGUCCACUCAGCCAGCCAGGCUUUUGCUGCAGACAUGGCACGGUGGGGACUGAGGUGGAGCGGGAAGAUGCCCGCCCCGGCCUUCCCCUUCUUUCCUUUCCCGCGUGUGGGGGAAGGAGGAAGCCUGGAAACCACGCCGGGUGUGUGUGUGGGGGGGGAUGUCCCAGGCUCUCCUGCCGCCCCCCACCCCCCACCGCCGCCUUGCUUCUGACCGCUGAAACUCUUCUCACAGCACCGCCUGCUGGCACCAGUAGGAGGCUCUGGAGCCCCGGAUGGCUUUCCUUCUCUGUCGCCAGGGAGCAGAAAGGUCUGUGCCAGUGGCGGAGGCCAGGGCCCCAGCUUUAGGUCAGGCAUUGGGAGGGCGGGCAGGCCGAAGGGGGUGACCAAAGAGGGGCAUGUGCUCUCCAGGAGACAGAGGGUAUGUGGGACCUGGGCUCCGGGGCACUGUGGGGUGGCCACCUGCUGGGCCGGCCCCGGGUCUCAGUCUGGCCUGGGUGGCACAGCCCUGCUUCUGGCUCGAGGGAACUUCCUGGCGUGUGCAGCGAGCAGUGUCCCAACUGAGAAGCGUGAUGGCAAAGGUAGGAGGAGGCAGAAGGGGAAUCCCGUUAGGGAGCAAAUGCCUUUGUCCAGAGUAUGGGAGGACUUGUUCUUCCAACUCUCCCUGCCCCCCCCCCCCGAUGUAGGACAAGGGCCCUCCCAGGGUUUGGGGGGCUGGCACUCCUAGACCCCUCCCCACCCUGCCCUUUGUGUUGGCUCUGUGGCCGUCCAAGUGCCAAUUGGCUUCCCCCCAAAUAAGGGCUGGUAUUUCUCCUCUGUCCUUCGAGGGGAUGUCCCCCCCCCCCCACUGACCCCUCACCCCAGGUGAGUGACUGCCUGGGUGUCAGUUACAGGUGUUUUCCAGAGACCAUAGAAAUGUGUUUUCCUGAGAGUCCGUGUCAUUCGUGACUUUUUUUGUAAAGAAGUUGUGUUUUCAGAGGUGAUUUUAUGACAGGAAAGUGAAAGAAUUAGUUUUGCAAAAAAACAAAAAACAAAAAAAGAGGAAAAAAGAAAAAAGAAAUAGAAAAAAAUAUUGUGGGAUUCCUAUGGGGUCAGGGUGGGAGUGGGGGGAGGGGAGAGAAAGAGAUAUUUAAAGAAAAUUCGUACUGCAGUGAUUGCACAGGUGAGGUGGCGGUGUUAGGACCUGGGACGGAGGGCCUAGGCCUGGUGGGCGGGUCCUUGGGGUUUGGCCCACUGCUUGCUCUCUCCCCUCUGCCUGAGGCUGGGGGCAACCUCCCUCCUAUCCUGGGCCCAGACCCCACACCCACCCUCCUUCAAAGAGAAGGAUGACUGCUGGUCCCAAGGGAACUAGCCAGCCCUGCAGGCGCCCAGCAAAGGGAGCUGAGAUCUGAGGGGAAGGUUGGGGAGGUGGGGGGUGAGCAGGAGUCCCACUGUUGCGUCCUUCAUGACUUUGUCCAGGAAGGCCGGUGACUAGAUACAGUUGGGUUUCUUGCUCUCUGUCAUUCGUUUGCCAGCUUGUCAGGUCAUCUGGUCCCUCCCUCCCCAUCACCCCAACCACAACACCCCUGAGCUUCCCUGACCAGGUGGGGGAUACAAGCUUCAGGGAGAAGGAGCUGUAGAUUCUGGGAGAAUUUUAGGUGGUAAGGGAUGGGGGUAACCAUGGGGAGAGGGGAACGCCUGCCCCUUCUCUUUGCACAGGUGGGCCGCUGCCCCUGACCCUCUGCCAUGUGGCCCCAUUCCGUGUCAGCACACACAGAGGCACGCAUGCGCACUGCUUUGAGGUGGGCACAGGGUCAAGAGCAAGUGGGGCCCUCCUUAUCUCUCUCCCAGGGUGGCUCUGAGCGGGGACCCAUAACAGCCCCCCCCCCACACACACACUCUUGCACGAAUCAGCCUCCUACAGGCCCUCUCCCCUUGCUGCUUUUCCGUUUGCCUAAUUACCAAGCAGAAGUUGCAUUCUGGUUUGCUUUAUUUUUAUAUGUGAGAUACCCCCCAAAGCCUGAUAUCCUGCUAUAUUCAGUGUCGGUUGGGGCAUCGGUCAUCUCCCCUUAAUGCCACCCCUUCCCCAUCCACAUGUCAUAGGAAACAAGUGAGGUCUGGUGUCUCCAAUUUGAGAUGGGAAGUUGGGACACCUCUCUGUCUUAUUCCCCUCUCUGACCCUCCGUGUGCCCUUCUGUGAAAUGGGCGUAUUGGGUCCAAGUCCUCUUCAUAAAGCACUGCUGGUGUCCAGACGGGUGCUGAGGAUUCAGUGCUGGUCGACGUCUUUGGCACUGGGGCCUCUAGCCUCCCACAGCCCCCUUGUUCUUGCCCUGCAAAGGGGUCUGGGGCAAAACGAGCCCCAUCCUUCUCCUGGAAAGAAGGGAUGAUUGAGGUCCAACCUCAGUGUGAGGUGGGCACAGUGGGAGGGGUUACCCCAUUGAAAAGACCGGGAAACUGGGGUUCUGGGAGGCAAAGCUGCUUCGCUGGGGUGAAGAGCCCAGCUGCUCUGGCGUUUUGGCAAAAGCCCAUUCAAAGGAGGGAGCCUGGGAUGUUGAGGCCACUACAGAGCUGGCAGCCCCCCCCCAUGGCCCUCCCCCUUCCCAGGCAGCCCUGGUUGAGGGGUCAGCCCAGAGGAGGAACCUGUUAGGUGGGGGGUGCUGGGCCAUGACCAGCCCUUUUAACCUCCAUGGGGACCCAAGUGGACGCACCACCAUUCCCACCUUCUGGGAUUUUAUUGGUUGGUUGGGUUGGGUUGGGUUUUUUGGGUUUUGGGGUUUUUUUGCUUUUAUUUUGUUUUUGCACUUGGCCCACGCCGGACAGUGGAGCCCCAUAGGGUCAGUUCCGCUUUCGGGCUCCCAUGCACUAGUCCAAGGCAGCCUCUCUGGGGGCUUGUAUGGUUUAAGGAAUCACUUUUAAAAAGAAAAGGAAGGUGUUUAAAGGUUUUCGUUUUUUUCGGUCUGCAUCUCCUCUCGGAUUCAAAAAGGAGUUUAGGGGCUAACACUCCAGGAGAGGGUCUCCCCAGCCUGACUCCCAUGUUGCUGGCAGUCACCAAGAUGCCAAAGUACGGGGCCAGGCUGAGUGGAGACUGAGGACCCCACGCCCCAUGCCUGCGGGGUCCCCCUGCCCCUCCUCGAAGGAGUUGAUACCCUGCUCCAACACUGAGUGAGUGCCUACUGUAUGCAGAGCUUCGGCUAGGCAAACAGGGUUGAUGGUCUAACAGGGGACCCCUUGCAAUAGGCCAAGCAAGGUAGAAGGAACGAAGGGUUCUGGGGCCUGCCCCCCUUCUUGGGAGGAGUGCAGAUAGACACUUUUUGUUUGUUUUAAUUUAAAAAAACAAAGGCCUAAAAAAAAUGUAUCUUAUAAUUUUUUUUAAUUUUUGAAAAGCUCAUUUAAAUGAAUUGUGCACGAAUGAAUUCUAUAUAUAUAAAAUAUACGUAUAUAGCUCUAUAUUUGGGGAGGGGCGCCAUCUCUUUUUUUCUCUUUCUCAUUUUAAAAAUGAAGUGUUGUUGCCUUUGUCUGUGGUUCAACCAUCCAGCUGCCAGCUGGCUAAACUUUGCCUCCAGUGGUGCAGGAGAGGGACUGAGCGGGCGGCAGGAGACCAGAAAUGGAGAUGCCGCCCCCCAGGCCACCUGCCUGGAGCCUGCGGGUGGAGAAGACCGCGUGUUUUGGGUGUGGGCUUUGGUUCUGUUCCGGAUUCAGUUGUUUCUGGGCCCGGGGGAGGGGGGUUUGUGCCGAUUACUCUCGUCUUGUACGUUUAGUUCCUGCUGCUCUUCAAUGUUGUAUCAAUGCCAGGAAGGGGGAGUGAAAAGCCUCUUUUGCCCCCCCCCCAAAUAAAUUGUCACAUUCCGAAGCUAAA